AUGGCUAAUAGUAAAACUACUCCUACGCAACAACGAAGAGAGGAGAGGCCACCACCACCAGGCCCGAAAAACUUUGCUGAAUGGUAUUUACUAUCGUACAACCAAGUAUCCACCAUGGGUUGGUGUUGGAUUCUAUUCAUUACAGUAGCCCACCUCUAUACCAAUGACGGUGACUAUACAGGUGUGUUUGACGUCGUGUGGCCUGCUUUGAGCUACGUACAAACGGCUGCUUUGUUUGAGGUACUUCAUUCAUUGUUGGGUUGGGUCAGAGCGCCUCUGAUGACAACAGCCAUGCAAGUAGCAUCUCGCUUGUUUCUGGUGUGGGCCGUGAACGAUGUCGUUUUCGAGAUUCAUACACAUUGGUCAUUUACAACGAUGGUUAUUGCAUGGUCAAUUGCAGAGUGUGUGCGCUAUAUCUUUUACGUCUUCCAUCUGAGUGGUGGUGAAGUGCCUAGCCUUAUUAUGUGGGCCAGAUACAACCUUUUCUUGGUCUUGUAUCCUGUGGGCGUAUUCUCGGAAAUGAUGAUGGUGUAUCAAGCGUUGCCUUAUGCCAAGGCCAUCCAUCCUCUGUAUUUCUAUGGAUUGAUUGCUGUAGUCCUCAUUUACAUUCCAGGAUUCCCUGUUUUGUUCUCGCACAUGCUAAAUCAACGUAAGCGCUAUAUGAGAGGUGAAUUGAAAAAUAAGAAGGACAGCUAG
Molecule: messenger RNA, 696 nt
Organism: Mucor velutinosus
Lineage: Eukaryota; Fungi; Mucoromycota; Mucoromycetes; Mucorales; Mucoraceae
Exons: 3
Coding region: 1-696 (231 amino acids)
Biological process (GO): very long-chain fatty acid biosynthetic process; fatty acid elongation; sphingolipid biosynthetic process
Cellular component (GO): endoplasmic reticulum membrane
Molecular function (GO): 3-hydroxyacyl-CoA dehydratase activity
Source: RefSeq, a predicted model, not a curated record